GGGCUUAGGAAUAUUCAAAUGUUACUCCACGUCGCGUUUCUACGGUCAUCUAAGCUCGCAGCCACUCCAGAGAGAUACAAGUGAAAGCACUUCAAAUUGACAGAUGUCGAUAAGUAACGUGCUUCAACUGGUACUGCGGUACAUAUUGCCACGCCCCUCCUACGUUUGCGGCCUCCAAUCCGUCAGCACCGUAUAUCAUCCCUGAUCAGGUUUUUGACAAACUUCAAUAUCUCAGGACAUAGUGCAGGCCCAUAUGCAUCCCGAUACAUGCUAUGCAACCUCAGCCAUUCAACCCUUAUAAGGACUUCGCUGUCCAUGAUUUCUCCAGUGACUUUAUUCCAAACGAAGAAUCAUAUCCAGGACCCAACUCUGACCUCCCUUCUGCUUAUAACCUUCAGCAUGAAACUUCUUCUCCAUGGCACCCUACACGUUGUGCUACACAAACACCACAAUCUUCAACCUCUGUCGGAUCCGUUCGUUGUAAAGCGUGCCACAAAUCCGUUUUUUUUUCUGCCAUGAACGAACAUGUUCCUAACUGCGAGCAACUGAGAGAAAGAGGGAAGUUCCAGGGUAAAACAGCAGCAACGGUAGUGGACGACAAGAGAGGCAAGAAACGUACGGCAUCACGCGAACCAGAAGGCUCCUCUCCAUCAUCAAAGAAGAUCAUCAAACCAGUUCCCCAGGUCCGCGAAGGUCGACCCAACGGCACGCCGGUCAACUAUGACAAGGAACGUGGAUUGAACGAGGACAAAAACCUUCCCUAUUGGCAUUUCCCGUAUGAACACAACGAACCGCUACUUCACUGGAAACCGGAACAAAACCGCAACUCCGUCGAACGCAGUACUCAAUUGUACUCUUCUCCCAGUAGUGGCAGUGCGAUUACAGGUCCGUCUCGCACGUACUCUUCCCCCAAGCAACACAACUUUCAAGGGGCCCGGGGUGUCACAAUGUCGAAUGUGGUGUUUAAUAACGUCGGUCGCGAUCAGAUUCAUCAGAAUUUCCAUGAUCACUCCCGGGAUGUACUGUGGGAAGCAAUUAGGAACGUCGGCGCCUUCCAUAAUUCGGAGAUACAGGUCGAGCGUGGCCAUUGUCUGCCCGGAACCCGUCAAGCAGUUCUCCAACUCAUACACGAAUGGAGAGUCUCCGGAUCCCAAAGCCCACCCGUAUGCUGGCUUUCUGGCGCUGCAGGGGUAGGAAAGUCGGCUAUUGCGUUAACCGUUGCCGAUGAGUGCGAGAAGGAUGGACUUGUAGCUUCUUUCUUCUUCUUCAGGUCGGAUCCAAGGCGUAACAACCCCUCUUCUCUCAUAUUAUCCAUUGCACACGGCCUCGUUAUGACAAGACCACAUUUGAAACCUCUUGUCAACUGGAAAAUCACCGCUAACCCCACUCUCCUCGAGGCCAAAUUGGAAUAUCAAUACGAAGAACUCGUUCUAGAACACCUUUCCCUUCCCUCUGCCAAGAGGUGUCCCGACAUAGUUAUAAUUGAUGGCCUCGACGAAUGUAGCAAUGGCGAUACGCAGCAGCGUGUCCUCUCCAUUAUAUUUUCAACCUAUGAACAACCGUUUCAUUCUCCUUUGCGAUUCCUGAUAUGUAGCCGCCCCGAAUCCUGGAUUCGAGAAUCUUUUGAGUCUCGUGAAUCCCGUGGUCUCAAACAUAUCAAACUGGACGAUGCGUUCCGUCCGAGGUACGAUAUCGAACUUUACUUCGAUAAACAAUUUCGGGACAUUCGCAGAGACCCCAAAUAUAAACAAGUUCGGUUCCCGAACACUUGGCCGUCUCCCGAGGACCUUGAAUUGCUGCUCGAAAAGGCUGAUGGACAAUUCGUCUAUGCAUCAACCGUCAUAAAGUUUAUCAAGGCUGACUAUACGCUUCCAACUUAUCAGCUCCGUAUCAUCCUCGACGCUAUCUCCAAGGGAUCCUCCGAUUCACAGUCAACACAUGCCCCCUUCAACGAUCUUGACGAACUCUACCUCAUCGUUUUACGUGCCAACCCGGACCGCCACAAGCAUUUACUCUCCAUUCUUGCGGCAAUCCUCAUCGUCCAGAAUCCAUCCUCAGGAUUUAUUGAACUAUUGCUUGGACUUCCCGCGGGCAUGGUUGCUCUGACAUUACGCGCGAUGCACUCAGUACUGGAUAUUCGCGACUGGGAAGAUGAAAUCCGAGUUUAUCAUACGUCCUUUGCCGAUUUUCUCUUCGACCGUGCACGCUCGAAGGAGUUCUUCAUAAACGGGCACCUGUGGUACGACUUUAUGGACGGCAGGUGGAGUAAGACUCUGAGGGAGCAAUGUAAAAAGGAUCCUGAGCUGCUAAGAAGCGAUGGAGAUUCAGCAAAUUCGGCUUUGGUACGGAGACUGGUGCGCGAGUGGAAUGACUUUUUGCGCCAGCCUGUCACUGGAAGGGAGGAGUCGUAUAAGGGCCAAUUGCCAAGAAUAGCAAGAGGCUAACGCUGAAGUUGGACAGUCGCCCUUCGCAUAUUUAACUUCAUGCUAUCAUUUCUGCUGCUUGAAGGAGUAGAUUCGGGAAGGUCCACCCCAUCCCCGGUUCCUCCCUUUAAUGAGGACGUCGAGAGGAAGAUUAUCGUCGGAAAUCGGCGAGACUGACAUCGUGCAGCCGGGCUCUGUUCAAGUCCUGAAAGCGCGUCUGACUUAAAGUCUAUAACAUCAGAUGUUGAAGAUCAGAAGGAUAUAGUUUACUACCGAUCGGAAAUUUCCUAGUUGAUGAAUAGCUUUGAGUCGUACCGUGACAUGCAACGCUGCUCCGCCAUGACUGUUCACAACUACCACCGCAGAGUCGGCAGCGUUCCUCAUUUUUGUACCCUAAGUCGGAUAUCACAACAAAGUUAAAUUACUAAUGUACACGAGUGAGUCUUCGGUUCACAAAUGCGUUUCCAGUCUCA
This is a messenger RNA of Marasmius oreades (fairy-ring Marasmius), 2896 nucleotides long. RefSeq lists its product as uncharacterized. The transcript is spliced from 6 exons. The record is from RefSeq and is a predicted model, not a curated record. Bases 273 to 2444 code for a protein of 723 amino acids. NCBI's taxonomy places the organism in Eukaryota, Fungi, Basidiomycota, Agaricomycetes, Agaricales, Marasmiaceae.